UUGUCUUUUUCACGGCCAAUCAGCAGCUGGCGGAGGAAUAGGAGAAGAUCAUGGCGAGCGGGGAUACUAGGGGAAUGCUGGAGGCCCUGGCUGCCAUGCUAAAGGACACGGAGACCAGAACAAGAAUGGUACAGAAGGUGGGGUGCUGUUUGCGCUUAUUAGUGGGCGACGACAACGGCCUCUUCUUGGACUUGAGAGGGGGCCGCAACAGGGGCAGGCGGUGCUGUUCGAGAGGGAGAAACGAACUCUCAGGUCGUUGACGCAAUCCUGCACCUCUCCGACGCCGACUUCGCGUCCGUCUGUGCCGGCGAGCUCAGCCCCGAGAAGGCCUUCAUGAGCGGCCGUCUCGCCGUGAGGGGAAACCUUGUCCGUGCCAUGAAGUGCGGCCCGGUCUUCGAGCUCCUGCGUCCUCCUCCCUGUGAGGCAACGCGCGUUGCGCCAUCGAUGGUUAGACGACGGCCACGAGAGGCGGUCGUCGCCUCCGCCGACGUGCCUUCGGCGCGACUGUGAUGUUGU
This is a messenger RNA of Ectocarpus siliculosus, 516 nucleotides long. The record is from the annotation of a GenBank genome assembly. NCBI's taxonomy places the organism in Eukaryota, Phaeophyceae, Ectocarpales, Ectocarpaceae.